Messenger RNA from Oryzias latipes (Japanese medaka), 1582 nucleotides. RefSeq names its product N-ethylmaleimide-sensitive factor attachment protein, beta a (gene napba). Lineage: Eukaryota; Metazoa; Chordata; Actinopteri; Beloniformes; Adrianichthyidae. Gene Ontology annotation, biological process: intracellular protein transport; synaptic transmission, glutamatergic; SNARE complex disassembly. Gene Ontology annotation, cellular component: synaptobrevin 2-SNAP-25-syntaxin-1a complex; vacuolar membrane; terminal bouton. Gene Ontology annotation, molecular function: syntaxin binding; soluble NSF attachment protein activity. The record is from RefSeq and is a predicted model, not a curated record.
AUGGACAACACCGGCAAAGAGAAGGAGGCCAUGCAGCUGAUGGCGGAAGCGGACAAGAAGGUCAAGGCGUCCGGAUCCUUCCUGGGGGGGAUGUUUGGAGGGAACCAUAAGGUGGAGGACGCCUGCGAGAUAUACGCCAGAGCGGCCAACAUGUUCAAGAUGGCCAAGAACUGGAGCGCUGCAGGGAACGCGUUCUGUCAGGCUGCUCGGCUCCACAUGCAGCUCCAGAACAAACUGGACUCGGCCACCAGCUUUGUUGAUGCCGGAAAUGCCUACAAGAAAGCCGACCCGCAGGAGGCCAUUAACUGUCUAAACCAGGCCAUUGACAUUUACACUGACAUGGGUCGCUUCACUAUCGCGGCCAAACAUCACAUCACCAUCGCAGAGAUCUACGAGUCUGAGCUGGUGGACAUCGAGAAGGCUAUUGCUCACUACGAGCAGGCAGCAGAUUACUACAAAGGAGAAGAAUCCAACAGUUCAGCCAACAAAUGUCUCCUGAAGGUGGGACAUUACAGCGCUCAGCUGGAGCAGUACCAGAAGGCUAUUGAGAUCUACGAACAGGUUGCAAUGAGCACCAUGGACAACCCUCUGCUGAAGUACAACGCUAAAGAAUACUUCUUUAAGGCCUCACUGUGUCACUUCAUCGUGGACGAGCUCAAUGCCAAGCUGGCCAUUGAGAAGUACGAGGAGAUGUUCCCAGCCUUCUCAGACUCCAGAGAGCUCAAACUGCUGAAGAAACUGCUGGACGCUCACGAAGAGCAGAACAGCGAGGCGUUCACGGAGGCCGUCAAAGAUUUUGACUCCGUGUCUCGCCUGGACCAGUGGCUGACCACCAUGCUGCUGCGCAUCAAGAAGACCAUCCAGGGAGACGCCGGUGACCUGAAGUAGAUGAAGGUGGAAGAGGGGAGGAUGAAGAAGGUGGAGGAUGGGCUUUAAAAGUGUCUUCAGGUGGAACAGAGGGAGUGGGGGUGUAAGGGAGGCUGGCGGGAGUUUACAGUUGUACAUAUCAGUCUGCAUGUGACCCCCCAUAAACAAAGCAUCACCUUACUGUUAGACGUGUCCCCGUCCAGCAGCUGUCAUGGAGAGGAGGGUGUGUGAGAGCACGAGUGAGAGUGGGUGAGUCCACAGCAGGAAAGCUUCUCCUUUGUGAUGAGGGAAGCUUCACUUCCAGGAGAUCCAGAGAUACGUGUUAGGUUACAGACAAGACAAAAUGAAGAUAUUUAUUGUCCAUUAGGAGAAUAAUUCUUGUUUAUCAUGGUGUUCUGUGUUAUGAUUCAUCUUAAUUUUAACGUAUUUGCCUCUUCUUUGCUUCCUCACUCACUUGUUGUCUUCCUCCGUCUUGUCCCGUUCUUGCCCCCAUGCUCCAUCAGUCAGUGAAAGCGUCCGUUGUGAUUGGCUGAUUCUUUGUGAACCUGGUUAUGGUCAAGCGGCGCUGGUGCCUGGUUUGUGCAUGUCUGAUGUCAUGUUGAUAAGUGUCCCUGUGUUGUGAAGAACAUAUGAGCAGCCUGGUGUCAUUUCUGUGAAUUUAAUCAAGAUGUUCCUCAGAUAUCCAGUUGAAAUAAAAAGAUCAUCACUCCUAAAA